Styela clava is the source of this 838-nucleotide messenger RNA. Lineage: Eukaryota; Metazoa; Chordata; Ascidiacea; Stolidobranchia; Styelidae. The record is from RefSeq and is a predicted model, not a curated record.
AAUGUAUAAAAUGCGACGGGUGUGGACAGCCCAUACAGUCGAUUUCCGUCUACCAAACAAGACAACUUCAAACUGAAGAAAAAUGGCGGCAAAGAUUGCUGUAUUUAUCCUGGCCAUGAUGAUAUGCAGUUUGGGAUUGAUCAGGUGACCAGUCUAAGGAGGCAUUGCGUUCGCCCGACAAUAAAGAUAAAGAGAGAAUAUGGCCCGGCUUUCUUGUUUGGGGAAUGUUGGGAGACAAGGACAAAGGUGACCAGUCUGAGAAGGUAUGGCGUUCGCCCGACAAUAAAGAUAAAGAGAGAAUAUGGCCCGGCUUUCUUGUUUGGGGAAUGUUGGGAGACAAGGACACAGGUGACCAGUCUGAGAAGGCAUUGCGUUCGCCCGACAAUAAAGAUAAAGAGAGAAUAUGGCCCGGCUUUCUUGUUUGGGGAAUGUUGGGAGACAAGGACACAGGUGACCAGUCUGAGAAGGCAUUGCGUUCGCCCGACAAUAAAGAUAAAGAGAGAAUAUGGCCCGGCUUUCUUGUUUGGGGAAUGUUGGGAGACAAGGACACAGGUGGCAAAUCUGAAGAAGCAUCUCAAUCAUUUGAUGACAACGAUCACUAAAGGGUACAUAUCGGAACGGGUGGAUGCGUUGAAAUCUUUGAUCCUGUUCGCUUUCCUUCCUGACAAUACAGAUGACGACUCGAUAAUGACGGAUUCAGACAACGAAUUUUGAUUUGAAUAUUUUUUCUUGUGAAACCUUAUUAUUCAGAAUAAAAGACAUUAAUGCAUGGACUUUUUAAUUAAAUUUUGUUCACGUAUGAAAAGAAAGAGAGAAUAAAACUGAUUAAAACACUCGA